AUGACGUCGAAUCAACUCUUUAUCAACGUUAAAGACCAUGGUGUUACAGUAGAUCCACUGAAGAAUAGAGUCAAAUGUAAUUAUUGCGACAAAGUUGUUGGUGGCUUCAAUCGCCUUAAAUAUCACUUGGGAGGCAUUCGGGGGGCGGUGACCCCUUGCUUAGAAGUUCCUGUUGAUGUGAAGGAAAUGUUCAGUAAUGAGGUUUCUCUACAGAAACAGGUAAACUUAAGCAAGGAAGUUGGAGAAUUGUACUGCCCGCCCCUUCCUUUGAGGAGGAAUAGGGGCCCCCAGCCAGAUUCAAUAAAGUGCAAUAUGACAAAUCUCACCGACACGGAGGGUUCUUGGACUAAACAGCAUUGUAAUAAGGACUGUCAAUCAGAUAACAGUGUGACAGAAACUGUCCCUUCUCCCAGGAGACUUUCAGAGAUGCCUGCCAGUAGCACAGGAGAUUCAUCAUUGAACGAAUCUAAAAAACGUAUAGCUUUUGUUGGGGACAUUGACGCCAUGCUAUUGUUCCUCGACAGGGUUCUGAAUGAAGUUGGGGUCGAGAAUGUGGUUCAAAUUAUUACAUAUUCGACAUCAGCCUUCAUGAAAGAAGUGGGAAAGCAGCUGACACACAAGCAUAGGCAUGUUUUCUGGACAGUGAGUGCUUCUACCUGCUUUGAACUUAUGUUAGUGAAAUUCGAAAGUAUGAGUUUCAUUAGAGAGAUAUUGGAGAAGGCCAAAACGAUUACACGAUUUGUUCAGAAGCAUCCGAGUGCCCUGAAACUUCUGAGAACUUAUACUCGGGUAGAUAACAUUUUAGAGCCUUCCAAGAUUAGGUCGACAGUGCCCUACUUAACACUUGAGAAUAUUGUUUUGGAGAAGAAGGGUUUGAAAAACAUGUUCGCUUCACCUGAGUGGAAAAACUCAGAUCUGUCAGAUUCCUUUGAGGGAAAAAGAGUCGCUUACUUGGUAGAAGAUCCUACUUUCUGGAAUGGGGCGUUAAUGGUUUUGAAGGCAGCUAUUCCUAUAGUGCGGGUGUUAUGCUUGAUAAACAAGAACAAUAAGCCUCAAAUUGAUCUUAUAUACGAAACAGUUGAUCAAGCCAAGGAAACAAUCAAAGAGGGGUUCAAAAACAAUAAAAGCCAGUAUAUGCCAUUUUGGAAAGUAAUCGACGAGAUUUGGAACGAGCAUCUCCACAACCCACUUCAUUCUGCUGGUUACUAUUUGAAUCCGUUUCUAUUUUAUUCAAAUGAUUCCUACUCCGACCCAGAGGUUUCCUGUGGUAUGUGCUAUUGUGUCGUCAAGAUGUCAAGUGAUCACCGAAAUCAAGAUUUGAUCAUGGAUCAGGUUGAUGAGUAUUCAAAGGCAAUGAGUGCUUUCAGUGAAGGAAGUGAACCUGAAUGGCUAUCAGAUGUUUCGCAGCUUUCGCCAGUACUCUGGUGGACGAAAUACCAAGAAAAAUACCCCCAGUUGCAACAACUGGCUAUUCAAAUUCUUAGCCAGACCUGUGACGGAGCAUUGAAAUUUAAGCUCAAAAGGAGUUUGGCCGAGAUGCUACUCACCAAGGGAAUGAAUCUCAUAGAACAACAGAAGUUAAGAGAUCUGAUGUUUGUGCAUUACAAUUUGCAGCUACAGAUUUUUGAGUCGAGCGAAAGAAAUUGCAUCUCUGGCAAUGAAAUUGACACAACAGAUGAUUGGAUAGUUGAUGUAGCGCAAGAUGAUGACGUGGUGAAUAACGGUGAACCAGCAUUGAUGGUCUAG
This is a messenger RNA of Fraxinus pennsylvanica, 1746 nucleotides long. The record is from the annotation of a GenBank genome assembly. Lineage: Eukaryota; Viridiplantae; Streptophyta; Magnoliopsida; Lamiales; Oleaceae.